AUGAAAAAGAAAGAGUUUACUAAAAAGGAAACAAGUGACCCGUUGGAUAAGCCAACAUCUGGCGACGUCGAUGAGGACAAAGGCAAAGACAUGGAUAUUUUCCAAAAACUUUUGCAAAAAUUUUCGAUUGCCAGUACUGGCUUUAGAAAAUUUUCUGGUAGCACAGGGGAGAAUGCAUAUGAAUGGUAUUCUCAAUUUAGUAUAUUAGAGGAUCAAAUACCUCCAGGAAAAUUACUUGAGUUGAUAAGGAUUAAUUUAAUAAAAGAUGCUGAGUUGUGGUAUAGAUCACUGGAGGGUGAGGAAAUUAAUAAUCUUGAAUCGUUUAAAUUGUAUUUUAAUGAAGAAUAUGUAAUAUUACAGAGUAAGGAAAGUCAAGAAAACUUUUGGAAGUCAAUUUUUAAAGGACCUGGAAAUGAUUCUUUACUUAACUUUGUUAGGAAAUUAAAGAUUGAAACAAGAUCAAAUAAGCUUGCAUUGGAUGUUGUAAUUGAGAAAAUUUCAAAAUAUUUCUAUAAUUUUAAUAAGGAGAAAUUAACUGCUUGUAAUAACUGGCUUGCAAUUAUGGAACUUGCUAAAGACAAUGAUAAAGAAAAGUGGAGAAGAAAUAAUUCAAUGAUGAAAAUCAGGAUUGAUGACAAUAAAGAAAGAAAACAAGAUGAGGUUAAGAAGAAAAAAAUUAUUUGUGCAAAAUGUGUUUUUAUUGGCCAUGGUAUAAAGGAUUGUAGGGUAAAACCUGAUAAUUAUAAGGUUAAUAAAGUUGAAAAAAACAGAAAAGAAUCAUUCUGUUGUGUGCAAGGAAAUCUUAAGUCUUUGGUACCUAAAGUUAAAGUAAAGGUAUUUGAUAGAACUUGUAUUGCUUUAAUUGACACUGGUGCUACUCAUGUAAUUGUGUCUAGAAAUUUAGUGGCAAAUAAAAUGAAUAAAGCAAAAGAAGUGAAAGAAUUAAUUAGUACCAUGGUGGGAAAAUUAAGAAGUAUUGGUUUAAUUGAAAUCGCACUGACAAUAGGAAAUUCUACCACUUGUUGCGAUGCACUAAUUGUGGAUCAAUCCCCUUAUGAAUUAAUUUUAUGUAUGAAUUUACUGAAAAAUUAUAAAUUACAAGUUUCUAAUGAUGGAAUUUGGUUGGAUAAUUUUAAAUUAUCCGAGGGUGAUAUUAAUCCCUCUAAUGAAAGCAAAUUUUUAAGUCUUCAUGCUGAAGCAGUUGAGACUAAAAAUUUAUUAUCUAACAUGACCGAUGAAGGUAAGUUGAAUAAAUUCGAUAAUAAUUAUCUCGGUUUAUUAAAGGCAAGGUUUCAAGAUGUCUUUGAUUCCAGCUAUAAACCGAGUAAGAUAAAACUUGAUCCGGUCAUUGCAGUUCAUGAGAACUCAAAACCUUUAUUUAAAAAUGUUUUUAAAAGAAAUCCUAAAGAAGAACAAAGUAUAUCUCAAGCUGUCAAAAACUUAUUAGAUUUAGGAAUUAUUGAAGAAUGUUUUUCGCCUUGGUCAACAAACCCGUUUCUGGUAUCGAAGAAAGAUACUGAUGAAAAACGCAUGGUUAUUGAUUACAGAGAUCUCAAUAGUAUAACCAUUUCAAAAAAAUUUGCAAUUCCACGAAUUGAUUUAACUUUAGAUGCUCUUUCUGGUGCAGCAGUUUUUACUAGCUUAGAUCUCAUAUCUGGUUAUCAUCAGUUUAUAUUAGAUGAAACUGACAGAGACAAAACUGCUUUUUCUUGUUCUUCAGGUCAAUAUAGGUAUAAGGUUCUUCCUAUGGGUUUAGUAAACGCACCAUACAUAUUUCAACGUGUUAUGACUAAGCUUUUUAAGGAAUAUAUUAACGUAUUUGUUGUAGUCUAUUUAGAUGACAUUUUGGUAUAUUCUAAAGAUGAAGAAUCGCAUUUUAAACAUCUUAAUUUAGUCCUUGAAAUUAUUAAAGAAUAUGGUCUAACAAUAAACUUAUAA
Molecule: messenger RNA, 1938 nt
Organism: Hepatospora eriocheir
Lineage: Eukaryota; Fungi; Microsporidia; Hepatosporidae
Source: the annotation of a GenBank genome assembly